Molecule: messenger RNA, 1798 nt
Organism: Musca vetustissima
Lineage: Eukaryota; Metazoa; Arthropoda; Insecta; Diptera; Muscidae
Product: protein spartin
Exons: 3
Coding region: 14-1798 (594 amino acids)
Biological process (GO): negative regulation of BMP signaling pathway; cell division
Cellular component (GO): plasma membrane
Source: RefSeq, a predicted model, not a curated record
CCAGAUUAUAGCCAUGACAACCGAUGCUGAAUUUCUCAGCUCGUAUGAGCAAAUAAAGGAGGCCAAUAAAUAUGCCCUUAAACAAGUGGAGUGUGCCAUAGGCCUAGAAGAAUUGGACAAACCUCUAGAUGCCAUCGCCGCCUAUGAAGAAGCUCUCAAAUUAAUUGAGAAAAGUUUUGCCAUACCGGUCAGUCUACCCGAUAAUACGGAUAAUGUUGAAAAGGAAUGGAAUGAUGCCUGUUUGAUAAUACAAAAACUGAAAGCGGCACGUACCGAGGUUACUUAUCGUUUGAAAAUUCUAAAACAACAACAUGCUCCUAUCGACACUGAAGCCAUUGAAGCCCAAGAAGGAGAACCACAAAUAAAUGGUGAACCUCAGGCAAAGAAGAAAUCGAAUUUAUUGGAAAAUCCACAAACCUAUUAUGAUAUUAGCAAUACAGGUGGUGGCCCUGCCAAAACCUAUAAACAGAUUACCAAAGGCCUACGGGAUAUUAUGGCCGAUCGUAAUAGUUCAGUUUUGUAUGAUACUCUGUUUCAGGCCAAGGUUAAGCUGUACAAAAUUAUGCCCAAUGGAGAAGUUAGAAUGUUGGCGGGCGAAACCUCCAUGUCCUUGGUAAUGUGUACCAUUGGCGGUGAUUGGAGUUAUUUAAAUGGUCUAUAUUUCAUACAAUGUGCCAUUAAAGACCCCAACAUACCCAGUCCCAUGGAAGAGGAUGGCUUGGCCGCCACUUCAUCUGUCCUUCCCCUGUCCAAUUGCAAUGACAUGAUUUGGAUUUAUCCGCUGGUGUCGACGGUAACAACAUGCUAUCAUACCGAAUACGGAGCUUUUAUAUUACCCGAUUUGGAGUCCGAUGAAAUGGGUUCAGCAUUUGGUCUAAUAUUGUGUCCUCCUCCUGAACUCUCUGAGGAAGCAUUUGGCGAUUUGCAACAAUUCUUUUUGGAUCUUUUGGAGGCGGUGUUGGCUGGCACCGUGGAACAAAUACCCGAAACGGCAUUUGUCCGACCACCACGUGAUACUAGCCAACAGGUUUCCAAGCACAUUGUUAGCACAGCAGAUUUCAUAGCUCGUGGCCUAAUUAAGGGUGCCGAAAAGACCGGAGAGUUGAUGAGAAAGAGUACACCGUAUAUUAUAUCAAAACUGAAACCAGCACCUGAAAAUCCACCACCCAUUUCCCCGGCAGUGCAUAAUACAGUUGCUGUGGCCAAGGGUGUUACUAGUGCGGCGGUGGGUGUUACAGGUUGGGUGGCGAAUAAAGUGGGCACCGCCUCGGUGGCAAUUGGUAAAUAUUUGGCACCGCAUAUCCAGCAUCAUGGUGCCAAUGUACUGCAGAAAACAUGUGGCCUAACGGAGGAUGAUGCCAAUACGAAAAUGACAAAUGCCUUGACUGUGGCUGCGGGUGCGGUGGAGGGUUUUUCGACCAUUGUUGAUGGUUUGGAAAAAUCCGCAGCAAUUUUGGGCAAUAAUAUAAGUGAAAAUUCGGUGAAAAUUAUUGAUCAUAAAUAUGGCCACACAGCCAGUUCCGUGGCGGCCGAAACCUUUGAUACUUUGGGUAAUGCCUUUGUGGUUAGCCGUAAUGUCAACUAUAUGCUACCCAAGGGUAUUGCCAAGAAGUUGGUCAAACACUCGGGCAAGGCUGUGAUCGAAGAGUAUAAAUACGAUUAUAAACAUGAAUCUCAAUAUAUUCAAGCUGGUGCAUUAUAUCCAGAUUUGAGAGUAUUAAAGCAACAAACAGUAAAAUCUGAUACGCCGUCAACGUCAUCAUCAGCAGCAGCAGCCAAUGGAAGUUGUCUACAAUAA